This is a messenger RNA of Coniosporium apollinis CBS 100218, 648 nucleotides long. RefSeq lists its product as uncharacterized. Lineage: Eukaryota; Fungi; Ascomycota; Dothideomycetes. The coding region runs from base 1 to 648 and encodes 215 amino acids. Gene Ontology annotation, cellular component: nucleus. Gene Ontology annotation, molecular function: DNA-binding transcription factor activity, RNA polymerase II-specific. The record is from RefSeq and is a predicted model, not a curated record. Gene Ontology annotation, biological process: regulation of transcription by RNA polymerase II. The transcript has a single exon.
AUGGGCGCUUGGGGAUAUGGUCUUCUGCAGUCUGACCAUGACUACGACUGCGCCGGCAACCUGUCCGACGAGGCCGGCAUUGAACUUUUCUACCCCGAAGACCCUGAAGCCACUCGCAAGAAACUCGACGACGGAACGCUCAGCCGCCUGUUCGACAACCAUGAGAACCGCACGUUCUCUCCGAAGUGCACGACGAUCAUCCUGGGUGUUCUAGCCAUGCAAGUCGGUGCCAAGAUCGAGGACAGACACCUCGACCUCCUCCGUUCGAUCUACAGGAGUGCGGGGCUCUAUGAAGAGGGUGAGCGGCAGAUGCGCAAGGCUCUUGAGCGCUACAAGAAUGAUGGGACGCCAUACUCCAUCGACAGCCCAGGCUUAGACCUUACGGUAGCGCUCAAGGGUCCUAUGGAACGGGGCGAGAUUCCUCGCUUGUGCACAAACUGCGACAAGUCCGAGACGGAGCUGGAACUCAAGCGCUGCGGGAAGUGCAAGGUUGUUCUUUACUGCUCCCCCGAGUGUCAGAAGGCGGACUGGAAGACUCACAAGCGGUUCUGUCGGCCGGCGCCAGACCCGCAGCCCGUGACGCAGAGCCCUUCUGGCAUUAUCGGACUGAAUGUCGACCCGUUCCACUCCUUGCGGGACUUUCGUUGA